This is a messenger RNA of Xenia sp. Carnegie-2017, 3943 nucleotides long. Its product is annotated as NACHT, LRR and PYD domains-containing protein 12-like. The record is from RefSeq and is a predicted model, not a curated record. The transcript has 6 exons. NCBI's taxonomy places the organism in Eukaryota, Metazoa, Cnidaria, Anthozoa, Malacalcyonacea, Xeniidae. Gene Ontology annotation, molecular function: protein binding; ATP hydrolysis activity. Bases 434 to 3757 code for a protein of 1107 amino acids.
GUACAUACGACUUCCACAGAUUAUGAUUUCGAAUCCAACACAAUGUGGUAAAUGAAUCCGUCCAUAGGAUAAUAUCAGGGUACAUUUUAUUGAAGUCAACGCUUUCACAAUCGAAUCGACUAAUCUUGCUAAGAUAUACAACUACGGCAAAGGCAAAUUCCGAUGCAUCGCAUAAUCCAUGUAUCUGAUGAAUUGGAGAUGAAUCGUAUCCACCAUGGAAGUAACAACGUGGUACUCGUAUGUCACUUAAUGCCAUUAAAUCGUGAACGAGAGAAUUCCAACGUGAUAAGGCCUUGCCAAACAGAUCUUCACCCCAAUUACUGCCAGAAGAGCAGAAGAAACGCAUGACCGUAUUGUUGAAUAUCAAUUAAAAGAAGUUAAAACUACAAACAUCAACAACGAUUUGCUAAGCAAAAACAAAACAAGCAUACAAAUGGCAAAUUUUCUUGAAUACAUACCAUGGAGAAGUUAUAACUGGUUUGGAAGAUUAAUAUUGAUUGUCUUUGGUAUAGUUUUCAUCCCUGUUACUACUGUUUCAUCAGUUUUAUUUCUUAAUAGCUCAUUUGAUUGUCAUAAUGAGAUUAUAUCAAAGACGAAAGAAAGUUCUCUUUUAAAGAGCAUUGAAUCAACAUGUUUCAGACAAUACAAAGAUGGUUUAACUUUUAAGGAUGCUGCUUUUCUUACGGUAGUUUUAAAUUUUGCCAUUGUCUUAAUUUGGAGUAUUGUCUAUGGAUAUUAUGUAAAGCAUCGAAUUGAACCAAAUGAUACUGACAGUCCAAUAGAAAACAGGAACGAACAAAGUCAACCUCUACAUGUGGAUUAUAGUGAAGGAACUCCUCAAUCCGACAACGUUGCAUUUAAUUUUUCUUCAUUUUCCAUAUACAUCGUUUAUUUAGUGGUUCGCCUCAUCAUAUUGUCUGUCUUCAUUGUAUUACUUUUCCAUGCUAAGUUUCCCAUCUACUACACCUGUAAAAGACGUCCAACUUUGAAAGAAAUUUCCUCAUUAAAUAACACCAUUUCUACCAUUGAUUGUGAAAAUCUCAACGCUGAUAAAAAGGAAACCUUAAUUAAAGCUGUUUUAUCUGUCGAUUUUAUUGUAAUAACACUAACAAUUUUGGAGCUGUGUUACUUGACGUAUAAGGCUUGGACUGAUAACUCUUUUAAAAAAGAGAAUAAAUUUUGUACAGUUUACUUGAAUUUUGUACUGCUUCAAAAACCUAAAGAAUGGUUGGAGGAAAAUAUAAACGAUCUUUACACGAACAAAUUUUUUGAAAUACACGACAACUUUGGUGAUGAGAACAAAGAAAGGCAAAAUCUUGAUAAUAUUUAUGUCAACGUCAUACUACAAGCAAAGAGACAAUUAAAGAAUGCUUUCCCAGAAACGUUUAAUCGGCACGAAAUCUUUCAUUCUUACCUAAAAGUGAGAAAUGAUGUAAAAAAACUAACAAGAGUAAAUGAGAUUUUUACGCCAAUCCCAGGUGAGCAGAGCACGUCGUGUCCAAACUCUAUUUUAGUCAUUGGAAGGCCGGGAAUUGGUAAAACUAUGCUCACUAAAAAACUUAUAUACGAAUGGAAAAAUAAUCGAGAUGGAUAUUGGCAAGAUAAACUUGUUAUUUUAGUGAGAUGUCGUGAUCUUGAAACUUGCGACACUACUCUCGAAGAUAUGUUAAAGCGGCGUGAUGGACUAAAAGAUAAACAUUAUUCUCAAGUUUACAAAUUCAUAAUCACUUAUCCAAAACAAACUGUCAUUAUCAUCGACGGACUCGAUGAAUUAUUUCUAAAUCGUUUAGAGCUCCAUGAAACAAAGAACCCUGUAUUUAAACUAAUAAAAAAAUUAGUUGAAGGUGAAACGCUGUCUGAUGCCAUUGUUCUAGUAACAUCACGACCCACAGCUGAACAUGCAUAUGGAUGUUUAAAGUUUGACAGGACUGUGGAAAUCUUGGGCUUUUUUGAAGAUCAGAUUAAAGAAUACGUCGACAAGUUUUGUGGUAAAGACAAGAAUACAGCCAAAAGCAUUUAUGAGCACAUUGAUACUUCUCUUGAACUUAAAAGUUUGUGUUAUAUUCCUGUGAAUAGUUACAUUGUUUGUCUAACCCUAAAAGAGAGCUUGAUAUGUAAGGCUGAAGAUAUUCCAAAGACCAUCACUAAGUUAUAUAAUAGAGCAAUCAAAGUCUUGCUGUGGAUGCAUCAUCCACUUUGCAAAUCAGGUAAAAUACCAAGAGAAAAUGAUUAUCUUAUAAUUCCUUUGCACCCCGAGCUUAAAAACGAUAUUGACAAAAUAAAAGAUAUUGCAGUUAGUGGAAUUACCAAAGGAAAUUUGAUUUUUGAAAAAAGUAGUAAUAGUGCUUUUCAUGAGGUAGCAAAUUGUGGUAUAUUUCACCGUAUACAGGAUGCAAAACGCUUACAGUACUGUUUCCUACACUUGACUAUUCAAGAGUUUCUGGCUGCGCAAUGUAUUGUAGACGAAUGGAGCAAAAUUCCACUGUUUUUGGAUUAUAAUAAACGUGAUCCUAAAUGGCAAUUGGUGAUACAGUUUGUCGCUGGUCUAAUUGGAGACAUGAAGAGAUCUGGCAGCAUAAGAGAUACUAAAACAUUAGAAGAUGUUGAAGAACGGUUUAAAGACUGGAUUUCAAAUUUGUUUUCCGAGAACGGCGAUAAAGUCCUUGGUUUUCUUGGAGUAAAGUGCUUAUACGAGUUGCAAGACAAAGAUUUCAUGAGCUCAGCUUGCACAGAGUUAAAGAAUUUUUCUCAAAUAUUGAAAAUUAAUUACGUUUCUUUUACGCCUGUUGAUUCAAACGCAUUGUUUGAAUUUCUAUCCGAAUGUGAACACAUAACACGUGUUUCUUUUGAAGAUUGCAAGUUUCUUGAUAAUCAUAGCUUUCUUCCUUUAAAAAACUAUUUGUCAAGUGGGAGAGCGGAAAUUUUGAUUAACUUAAAGUUUUGUCGUUGUACUUUAGGCAAUCUUUUCAGUAAGCAUUUUAUUGAAGCUUUAAAGAGUGAGAAUUGCAAACUAACUAAGUUGGAACUUUUAGUUGCCAAAAUAGGUGAUGAAGGUGCUAAAUGUUUUCGUGAAGCUUUGAUAAGUCAGAGUUGUAAACUUACUGAAUUAACUCUUCGGUCUGUCAGUAUAUUUGAUGAAGGUGUAAAAUAUCUUAGUGAAGCUUUGAAAAGUGAGAAUUGUAAACUUACUACAUUGGAUCUUAGUGUUAACUGGAUAGAAGAUAAGGGUGUGAAAUCUCUUAGUGAAGCUUUGAAAUGUGAGAAUUGUAAACUUACUGAAUUGCAGCUUAAUUAUAAUUACAAAAUAGAAGGUGAAGGUGCGAAAUCUCUUAUUGAAGCUUUAAAAAGUGAGACAUGUAAACUUACUAAAUUGCAUCUUAAUUCUAGCAAUAUAGGUGACGAAGGUGCAAAAUAUCUUAGUGAAGCAUUGAAAAGUGAGAAUUGUAAACUUACUAAUUUAAGUCCUGAUAGAAACCAAAUAGGUGAUGAAGGUGCAAAAUAUCUUAGUGAAGCUUUAAAAAGUUAUAAUUGUAAACUUACUAGUUUAAAUCUUAAUAGCAACCAAAUAGGUGAUGAAGGUGCAAAAUAUCUUAGUGAAGCUUUAAAAAGUUAUAAUUGUAAACUUACUAGUUUAAAUCUUAAUAGCAACCAAAUAGGUCAUGAAUGUGAAAAAUAUCUUAGUGAAGCAUCGAAAAGUGAAAAUUGGAAACUUUCUCAAUUGUAUAUAAAGGGUUACAAUAUACGAAAGAAUGUUUGAAAGAAUGGGUUGCAAUAUAGGUGAUUAAGGUGCUAAAUAUCUUAGUAAAGCAUUCAAAGUUAGAAUUGUAAACUUAUCAAAUAGGAUAUUGGUAAUAACAAAAUAGCAGCUAAAGGUGUGAUCUAUCUUGGUGAAGCUUUGAAAAAAAAGAUGUAAGCUUACUGAAAUAAAUAUCCUUAUAAACAA